AUCCCAAAAUACAAGCUAAAAAUUUCCUUCGUGUAGUUUACGAACUGUCAAUUUUGCUAUCUUGUUUUGUCGGCAAAAAUCUGUUAAACCUUAUUUCGGGCACGUUAAUAAAUAAAAGAAUUAUUUGAAUAAGUGCAUAAUGGCUAUUGAUUUAAUUGGUUACUUUUAUGCUGCAAUUGUUGCUGUUGGUGGGGUAAUAGGGUACGUGUCAGCAGAUUCUAUACCUUCUCUAGCGGCCGGAUUAACAUUUGGUAGUCUUUUAGCAUUGGGCGCUUAUUUUAAUUCAAAAUUACUACCGAGGCCUGUUCUACAAUUAAUUGUAGCCGCAGUUUUAGCAGGUGUUAUGGGCGCACGUUGGUACCGCACAGGGAAGUUAAUGCCGCCCGGCAUGAUUUGCUUAAUUUCGAGCAUUAUGAUAGUACGGAAUGUGGUGACAUAUAAACGUUAUUUGCCGAUAAUAGGAGGCGAUGCCCGUAAAUGAAUGCUCUAUAUAUUGCUUUUUAAAAGCCAUUCGAAAUAUUUAUGCAUGUUCUUAUAGUUUAUCUUGCUCAGAAAAUUUUGGUGGCGAUGAAAAUUGUAUUACUUAUUACGUACGUGUUCAGAAAAUCUAAUAUCAAAUGGUGUCGGCUUUAUUAUUAAAACUUUUGAUUUUUUAUAUUAUCUUCUAAGAGUAACUCAAUACUCAAUUUUGUAAUAAAAUGUUAAAAACUACGAUCAAUUUUGUUAUUGAACACUUAGUUCGAUUUUAUAUUGUAGAUAUUUGUGACAGAGCAGUAGAAAUGCUAGAUGAGUCAUUUUCGCUAGAUUGUUCGUAGAUUCUUUGAGAUAUGUGAGUUUAUAUAAACAUGCAAUUCUAUAUUGGGUAGGCUCAUCAAAUACAUUUAAUCUGUAUGUUAUUUAAAUAUUUUGUU
Molecule: messenger RNA, 911 nt
Organism: Teleopsis dalmanni
Lineage: Eukaryota; Metazoa; Arthropoda; Insecta; Diptera; Diopsidae
Product: transmembrane protein 14 homolog
Exons: 2
Coding region: 140-481 (113 amino acids)
Biological process (GO): regulation of heme biosynthetic process
Cellular component (GO): mitochondrial membrane
Source: RefSeq, a predicted model, not a curated record